CAACAAAAACCCAGCCAAGCCGACAGCCUUCCCUUGAAAAACUGGUAGGAAGCUCGAAAUUUCUCCUUCUUUCUUGUUCAAUCACAAGAUUUUGGGGCUUAGAACUCUCUCUAAACCCAAAAAUUUCUAGAUCUGUUCUGCUCUGCGUCUUCCUCCCUUGCUGUCCGCAAAUUUCUGGUGGGUGGGUGGCGAAAUUUUCAGGUUUUUGAUUUCCUGAUUUUUCCCCUGCACUGCCGCUGGCCUUCCCCCAAACUGCAGCUCUGGUUUUGGCUGCUAAAUUAUGGUUCGUGAGUGUUCUAUCACCGGAGUACUUGGCUUGCGUUUCGGAUUUGAGUAACACGGAGAUGUGGGAGGAAAAAAUUGUCAAGAUCAUUUGCAAGUUAGAGAAAGUAUUUCCUCCAGCUUUCUUUAAUUCGAUGGAGCAUUUGACAAUCCAUCUAUCAUGUGAGGUAAAAGUUGGAGAACCUGUCCGAUUCCGUUGGAUGUACCCUUUUGAGAGAAAAAUGCAUGAUCUUAAGAAGAAAGUGUUAAAUAAAGAUCGUGUUGAAGCAUCGAUUUACGAGGCUAACAUUCUUUCAGAAAUUUCUUUCUUUUCUUUGCAUUAUUUUGGAUCUAAUAUACAGACCAGAUUGAAUCGCUUGCCAAGAAACAUUGUUAGCAAGAAUGAUAAUAUAGAUGGUUGUUUAUCUGUCUUUAGAAAUCGAGGUCAACCUCUAGGGGGGAGAAAUGCAUGGGCAAGCAAUGUCACCAAGGGAAUUAAAGGCAAUAGAACUUUAUGUUUUGCUUAACUGUGAGGAAGUAAAUCCAUGGAUUGCAUUCAUUCUUUUUUAACUUUUCUUUAUUUAGGUUAAUAAAAUUUAUAGAUUGUUUACUCCCACUUCUUAAUGUAGGUUUUUCAAUUCUCAAAUGUAUUGCGGACUAUUGUCAGACCAAAUUGAAAUGAAAUGACAACUUGAGUUUAUUCCUUGGUUUAAAACAACGGUGAGUCAUUUAUUAUAGUAAUUUGUAUUAUUAAGGUUUCAAUUUUAAUUUUAAUAAAAAUAUAAUAUUCAA
This is a messenger RNA of Rubroshorea leprosula, 1053 nucleotides long. The record is from the annotation of a GenBank genome assembly. Lineage: Eukaryota; Viridiplantae; Streptophyta; Magnoliopsida; Malvales; Dipterocarpaceae.